AUGUCAUUUACAAUUUGGCUCACUUGGUUAAGAGAGUUGGUUCAAGUUACCAGGUUUAUUUGGAAGCCUUACAACAUUAAAGAAGCUGGAGAGGCAGCUGUCAAAAAGUUUGAAUUGGAGUUGAACAUUUCUAUAUUCAGUGUGUUGACAACCACUGCUCUAGAUUACAGAUAUGAAUUGCAAUGGGAUGCUGAUGCAAGAAAGAAUUGGUGGAGGAUGGAGAGGACCACGAAGUUCGUAUUAGAUGCACAUGAGGCGGCAACGAAACUUGAUGCGCUAACUUAUAGCAGCAGAAUGAACAUAUCAAGAUUUGAAGAAGUAGUCAAAAAGACUAUUGCCGUUGCUGAUGACACUGGUGUGGAAAAAAAUGAGACACGCAUCAUCAGCAAAAUCAUUGACAGUAUCACCAAUUCCCGUGAUAACCAAAAUAGCAUUCAUAUCAAGUUGUCGAAAAAGAAUGACGUCUUGCAACUUCACUCACAGUGGGGAUGA
Lodderomyces theae is the source of this 492-nucleotide messenger RNA. It is a transcript of the gene IHD2, whose product is annotated as Ihd2p. NCBI's taxonomy places the organism in Eukaryota, Fungi, Ascomycota, Pichiomycetes, Serinales, Debaryomycetaceae. The transcript is spliced from 2 exons. Bases 1 to 492 code for a protein of 163 amino acids. The record is from RefSeq and is a predicted model, not a curated record.